Molecule: messenger RNA, 3832 nt
Organism: Glycine soja
Lineage: Eukaryota; Viridiplantae; Streptophyta; Magnoliopsida; Fabales; Fabaceae
Exons: 13
Coding region: 145-3567 (1140 amino acids)
Source: RefSeq, a predicted model, not a curated record
CUUAAAUGUAGUGCCACCAAAGCACCAACUGCAUUAUGUUGUCUUACCUACACACCCUCAACUCGAAUGCCUCUUCAGUAGCCUUUUCUUAUUCUCACGAUUUUGUCUUUCAAUGUUAUAGUAAUAGUAAUAGCACCUUGUACUAUGGCUACACUACUUAAGUUUCUUCAGCUGUAUUGUGCUUAUUGUGUUGGAUUGAUGGUGGUGGGUGUGCUGUUUGUCUCAGCUGAAUCAACACUUUUGGUUUAUUUCAAGCGUGCUCCUUCACCAAGGUCUAGGUCUUCUAAUGCUGUUUUCCAGUACCUAGUUGAGAGGUUGGAUGGUUCCAAUGCAUGUAAGAGAAACACUUGUUCGUUUUCAUGUGAGCUUGAUGGCAAAGUUUACCCUUGCCAGUCUAAUGGCAUUGUGUUAACGAACUUAACACUAAAUCAUGAGCAUAGAUUUCUUCUCAAUGUCAGUACAAUCACAGGAGAAAGAAAUUCAUCAGUUUACUCAUGGUUCAUCGAUACAAUUCCCCCAACUGCAGCCAUUAGUAGUGAACAGACCCAUACAAAUGAGCAAAAGAUAGCAAUUGAUGUCACAUUCAGUGAACCGUGCACUGGACUAGGCGGAUUUCAUUGCCUAAACUCAUCAAACUGUGAUAUUAUGGUAGCUGGUCCUGCACAAGUGGAUGCAUCUUCUUUACAAAUUAUUAGACCAGGUGCCAAAUACAGCCUUGAAGUGAUUAUCUCCUCAGAAGUUACUUACGGGCGCGUUGUAAUCACAAUGGCAGAGAAUACUUGCACUGACCAGGCAGGAAACCAGUUCAGAAGAACCAAUGGUUCUACUUUGAUUACUCAUUUUGAUAGAAGACCGGUGAUGGUGGACUUUUGGACGUCUGUUCCUUCUUAUGAGUUGAAAAUUAAUGGCAUCCCAAGAACAGUAGUUGCAACAAGCAAACCAGAGGACCUGAUAAUUUUCUUGGACUUCAGCAUUCCUAUAACAAACUCAACUGAGCAAGUUCUAAAUGCACUACAUGUUAACUCUGGCGUCUUAAUUCCUCUCCAUGGCAGAAGCAAUGGAACCCGCGGAUUUAGUUUUAAACUCAAGAACAUAUCAGGAACUGAGAUUAUCACAAUUGAAUUACAAGCUGCAUCCAUACUUGGAAAGACAGGCACUCCUGUCUCUCCUGUUGCUCCGAUCACAUUCCUUUAUGAUCCUAUGAAACCCAAUGUGGUACUAAGGACCAGCUCCCUCACUGAAACAAGGGAUUUCAACAUCAACAUAAUGGCUGAGUUCACAAAGCCAGUAUUUGGCUUUGGGACAUCUAUAGUAGAAGUCUCGGGAGGAAGACUGAUAAGGGUAAAGGAACUAUCAAGAGCUUUAUACUCGUUGACUGUCCAAGCAGUGACAAAGGAGGUGUCAGUUACCAUUCCUGCAGGGAAGGUAACUGAUAUUUCAGGGAAUGAAAAUUUGGCAUCUAACCAGCUUGCUAUCAAGCAUUACUCCACCCCAGCAAUAUCCAUUGCACUAGACUCAUUUAUCAGUGCCGGAACAAUAGCAACAUCACUAGUAGCUGCUAUGGUUUCACUUUCCUCAGCAAAUUUAGAAGCAUUAAGCAUACUUGCUUUGGGAGGUGCAAGUAGUCCUGCUUCCAAUCCAUCAAUUAAUCUACAUGGAAUGAUUGGACACCUACAAGUCUUUGCCCUCACAAGUUGGUUUUCAACUAAUCAAUUUAUCAAAUACUCUGAGACAACAAGAGGUCUUAGGUGGCUCAUACCUCAUCACAAGCUUCCCUGGAAAAAAAUUGAUACUUGGAAGAAACUUGGAUGGAGAAGUAACGGCCAAUCUGCAGGAGAGAGAGAUCAACAACAAACUGAUUUAAUGAGCUUGUCUUAUAUUGAUCCCAAACUAUCAUUUCAAACUGAAAAUACCACCAAUUUUGGUCGGUUUCACAAUCAGCAUGAUUUAAGUAAGACAAGUACAUUAUAUGGUCUACCUCUCAAUUCCAUCGAAUAUUUCACUUAUUUCUUGAGAGGAGAACCAUUGUCUGCUAGCAAUGUCAUCAAAGGAAUGGAGAGUUACAAAGGGUGGCAGGACAUGGAGAUGAACUUAUUCUGGCUUGGUGUGGGAGGAGGCUGUUUACUUUUAUUCCAUGUUUUCAUGAUAUUCUUCCUAAGACACAGGACUGGGAGAUCACCUCAAGGCAGUUUAUCAGUUCCUAGGUUUGAGCUCUUUCUUCUGAUCCUCAUGCUACCUUGUCUUUCUCAGUCAUCAACAUUUGUAAUAAAAGGUCGUACAACUGGGGGAAUUAUUACUGGGGUGUUGCUACUAGCAAUCCCUGUGGCAUUCAUCUUAUCAGCAUUGCUAUUUCUUAUUAUUGCAAUCUACGCGGGAAGCUUUGCCCAAUACAAACAAUUCAAAAAAAUAACCAAUGAAGAAAAAUGGUACACCAAGUUAUUGUUCUGUUUUAUCGGGAGGUCUACAACUGGGAAGUGGUUUAACAGGGAAGGGCUACCUUCCUCUUUCCUCUCGCGCUUUGGAAUUCUCUUUGAUGAUUGGAAGGGUCCUCCAGUGCUCAUUUUAGGUGAUCAAAAUGAACAGAAUAAUACCAUAACCAAGUGGAGCGAAAGUGGCAAAAGUGGGAACGGAAGAACGAAAACAGUGUGUUCAGAGGACAGUAAUGAGGAAAUCAAAAUCUCCACAUUCAAGAAGGUAUUGGGCUGCAUGAGAGCAUCCUAUAUCAUCCUUGACUUACUAAGAAGAGUUGGUUUGGGAAUAAUAUCUGUAGCUUACCCAUCAGAAAGCUCAAACAAAAGCCUUUUUGCAUUGAUAAUCACAUCAAUGCAGUUCAUUUAUCUAUUCACUACCAAACCAUACAUCAAUAGAGGCGUCCAUGUUGUGGAAAGUGUUUCUCUCUUGUGUGAGACAGGUGUGUUUAGUAUCUUAGUCCUCCACAAUGGUUCACACUCAGUUGAAUCCAAAACUUGGGAAUUGGUUAUGCUGUUUCUUCUGAUGUUUACCUUCAUUGCUCAGCUUACCAAUCAAUGGUAUGCUAUGGUAAAUUCCCUAUGGAAACUCUCACAAACUCAGAAUAACUCUUUAAGGGAUGGAGUAAAGUUAGCUGCCAAGGGCCUCAUCCUGCCUUUCCUUCCAAGCAAGCAUUGGUCGAGCGUGAUAUCGACAUUCUCCCAGCCGGAGACGAACCAGCUUUCAGUCAAUCCUACAUGCUCAGGAAUAGAUUUUGAAAGAAGAAAUAGAAAUGGAUAUAUGGAUCCAAUUAGCACCAUGACGGCUACGGUAGUCCCCGUGCAAAGUCCAAGCACACCCAACCACAAUGUUGUUGAAAGAAGAGAUCCUACAACCUGGGAGACAGGUGCAAGUUCACAUAUUGAAGUGGAAGGUAAAUGGCUAAAGGGGCACAAGGCUGGGCUUAAGAAAGAGCUAAGGAUGUUGAGGGAGCUUGCAAAAGCUAGCUUCUCUGGGGAUACCAGGUUUGAUGAAGCCAGUACUAGCUACACUUUAGGGGAACAACAGCAUUCAUCUGGUGAAAUCUAUUUGGGUAAUCCAAAGCGAAGAUAUUGCUGACACUAAUGCACAAGGGCCAUACAUCACCACAUCCUACUUUGGAAGAUUUUGGACAAUGCACAUUACUUCAAAUUUCUAUCUUUAUUCCACAAUCAUUAUUUGUAUAGCUUCUUCUGUAGUUUUAGUGACCUUAACUUGCUUCUAAUGCUAUUCUAAAUGACUCACAUGCUGUAACAACUCCAAUCAUUUGUCUCAGGAGAAAUGUACAACAGAUUCGGAUAUUCUCCAACCAUUACUGUGAUGUGUAGCUUGCAAAUGUUUGGUA